This is a messenger RNA of Camellia sinensis, 866 nucleotides long. RefSeq lists its product as uncharacterized. NCBI's taxonomy places the organism in Eukaryota, Viridiplantae, Streptophyta, Magnoliopsida, Ericales, Theaceae. The record is from RefSeq and is a predicted model, not a curated record.
AGAUGCUCACCCUCUUCUUUAUUAGUAGGUAAUUGGCGAACAAUGAACUCAACCUCGGAUUCAAGCAUUGCUUUUUCUACAUCUAGCUUGGCUUUGCAAUUUGCAUUAAAGAAGUGCUCAACAGUCAUGACUUCUCUGAUUUCAUGGGCUAAGAAGGAGAUAGCUCAACUCAAAACCCACAAGUCUCCCAAGGUACAGGAAGUGGUUAUUGAAGCUGAUGUACAGUGCAUUGAGUGCCAAAAGAGGCUAGCUGAUGCAAUUUCAAGAAUGCUUGAUACAGCAGAGUCCAUGGUUGUACAUGUAUCACAGAAGAAGGUGACACUCAAUCACAAAUCGCAGUAAAAAAAUAUAAUUUACGUUCAAAUUCUGCGGAAUUUUGCAUUUUUUCUUCAUAUAGUUGCUUUCACUCUGAAAUUUUACUUCAGAAAUUCAGCGACUUUUAUUCAAUGUAUAUCAUCAUAUAGAGUUGCUUUCAGUCUGAUAUUAGUUAAAAUGGAUGAAUAUGUGUAAGAGGCCUAUUUUCCAGGAAAAUGAAUUUCUUGGAAAAAACUGUACAAGUUGAUGCCAACUUCCCAUCAAAAUGGUAGAGGCACCUACCAAUGAGAUUGGGUCAUGAUUUCAAUUUUUACCAUGAAGCAGAAUAUAAUAGAGAGAAUUUUUCAAUUUGAAGAAUAAAAAAUUCUAGAAUAUAUGUCGAUAUUCAAUUUUUUUGGCAACGGAUUCAUGUAUAGUGGAUGGAAUUCAAAUCCUGACAUUUUGUAUCACAGCAAUUCUCAUAUUUGUCUGGUGGAUGGAAUUUUAAUCCUGAUGUUCGUGUGGCAAUAAUUUUCAUAUUAUCAUUGAGCUCAAGAUCCAUUGCACAUGUU